Messenger RNA from Drosophila serrata, 5611 nucleotides. It is a transcript of the gene chas, whose product is annotated as chascon. The record is from RefSeq and is a predicted model, not a curated record. NCBI's taxonomy places the organism in Eukaryota, Metazoa, Arthropoda, Insecta, Diptera, Drosophilidae.
AUAUUUUUUUCGCGUGGGUUUUUUUAACGCUAAUUGCCUAAAUGGCAAAGGCAAAGUGCAAAGUGUGACAGUGCAAGAGAUUGAGAGCGAGAGUGGCAGGGAGCACGGGGUUAGAAGGAAUCUGGGUCUGAUCCUCACAAACUGGAGGCGUACAUCGCGCUCUGCGAUGUGGUGCGAGCUCUGGAAUUGCCGCCGAGCCACACCACAAACGGGAGCUGGAAGGGAGACCAAAACUAGGAUUGCAAUUGGAACUCAAACUGAAACUGGAAGGAGUAGAAAUCGGACUGGGACUGAGGUUGACGGGCAGAAAGCAAAUGUAGUCGGCAGUUAGAGCAGGAGCCACCGUUGCCACCGUUGCCACCGCCAGAUGAGCCAGAUGAUCGAAUGGUGGUGAUCCUCCUACUGUCGCCAUGCACAUGCAGCAGCAGCAGCAGCAGCAGCCACGCCGCCCACAUCCUCGAUCCCAUCCAUCAGCAGCAGCAGCACGUCCUUGUCCCAGCAUCAGCACCAGCACCAGCACCCGCACCCUCCAAGUCUGGGGAUUCACGGAGCAGCAAUGAGUCCUCAUCGGCAUCCACUGGCGACACAGCCAUUCCGGCUGGAUACCUGCAGCUGCACCAUCAGAAGCAACAGGAGCAGCAGCAGCAGCUCCAACGAAAUCAAUCCAAUAAUCCCCACCAGCCUAGUCAUAGUCAUAGCCCAGCAUUAUUACUGCCCGCAGGCAGGUGGCUCCCGCUGCCAUUGCCGCUGCCCCUGCCCCUGCUCCAGCCGGCAAAUCCUGUGCCCAAGCCACCGCGCACCCAUGGCAUCCAUUGGCAUACAUCGCCGUAUCCCAUUUAUGCUGGCUAUACCACCUAUCAGCCGCAUCCUGUCGCCUCCGAUCUACCGCCGCCACAGCCGCCGCUGCCACCGCCACCAGCAAUCGUCUUUCGAGUGCAAUCAUCACUGCCCAACGGUGGUUUCACCAAUGCCACCACCACCACAACCACCACCACUGACUAUGUACGUCACGUGACCCGCGUUAACUUCUACGACAUUACUUCGCAGGUCGAAUUCGAGCCCAAAGAUGACGAGGAGAGCAACGAGGCCACGGCAAGCAAUUGCGAUACAGAAGCUAUUACCAAAGAAGAGGAGUGGAUAACGAAGCGCAAGACAGAACUCACAACCACCAGACAGAUCGAAACGAGGGUAAAACGACAGGUGAAGCUGCAGGAUGGCAAGGUUAUCGAGGAUUCGGGCCCCAUUGUCUCCACCAACACCACUGAGGACACCGAUAAACAGGAAACGGAAACCACCGAGAAACGUGACCUUGACCUGCCUGACGACCUUGAUGGCAACGCCCAGCUGAUCGAUGUGGCUGCCUUACAGGCGGGCGCUGUAAAUGAAACGCAAUUGGCCCAAAUCCAGGAAGUAUUUGGACCCGCCGAAGGAGCUGGAAAGCUGGUCAAACGGAUUGUUCCCCGGCCAACGGAUGGUCUGGUGCGUCAGGUGGAUGAUAAACGGGUCAUCUCCCAUGAGGAGAUUAAAGACUACCACGAAACGGAGGAUGUUAAGCAUCUGGGUGAUUUUACAGACCAGACCUACGUGAACGCUGUACGUGACGGUGUCGAGGAUCUCGAAGCCGUACUGUGUUCACCGGAGAGUCAGCGGCAACUAGCACCUCUCGGUCCUCAGGUGGUGGCCAGUCGAAGCAAGUCCCGGAAGACAAUCGACUCGGAGGAUACACGUAAACGGUGUCUGGCCCAGGAGGACGGUACUUUGGUCACCGAAAGUCGACGAACCACCGAGCACGAGCUAAUCGUUGACGACGAACUGCCGCCGGACGACACCGAUCCCAAGACUAGUACCACCAAUAAUCUCUCCCAUCGGGAUGAACGCAACCUCCAGCAGUUGGUGGGGGCCAAUAGGGAGCAGUUGACCACCACGGCGUCCAAUCAGCGCUUUUUCCGGCAGCGCGACGAGCAGCAUGUGGAUGUGCUAGCCAACGGAAGGCUCCACUCCACCGAGAUGCGCUACGCCGCCGAGACGACGCAAAUGGACAAGGACGGGCCCGCGGAGCUGGAGCGACCGGGCGAUUGGGAUAGCCUCUCCGAUCGGAUGCGAAAGCUCCGUCGAUCCCAGCAGCAGCAGCAGAAGGAAGUGGCCCUGCUGGCGGAUCGUAAGGAUGCCCUGACCAAGCGGCCUCUGGACUUCGAUCGCGAGGAGGAGACACGCAAGGGUGAGACCAUGAAGUGGCUUGAGUCACACUUUGGCAGCGAAUCCACUGCCUCCAACGAUUCCCGCGAUGACGAGGCCGAGGCCGAGGUGGAGCCCACCAAGAAGAGCUACUUCAAUGUGACCAUCAAGUCACAGAGCCAGCCACAGUCGGCCCACAUCCAUGCCCAGUCCCACCUGGCGGCCAGCACUCAGCAUAGCCAGCAUAUCCAGCACAUGCAUGCCCAGCAUCAUCCCCAGACGCUGCCCAGGAGCGCAGAGCGUGAAAGGGAGCGGGAAAGGGAGAGAGAGCGAGAGCGAGAUCGUCAUCCGCCGGCCAUGGUCACCACAUCCGCUACGCUGGAGCGAAAACCAGUGGCGACCAAUGCCACAGCAGUUGGUGGUGGUCGCUCCAAGUACUUCCAGGGCAUCUCCAAUUGGUCAGAGCGUAAGGAUCCCACGGGUCCGCCUGUCAAUCACUUCUCCUCGCAGGCCUUUCGCGAGGAUCUGCAGGAGACCAUACGGCGCAAUGGACUCAAGAAGAAGGUGAGUGGUGGCCCCGGAUCGAGUCACAGCUCCGUUCUGCCAUCGCCAGGCCAUCAGGAUAUCAGCAUCAGGCAGCAGUCACAGUCCAAGGACAGCUAUGUCAGUCGCGAGGACAUACUGCAGCAGAAGCGUCAGAGUUUGUCCUCACAGUUCCUGGCCCGCUCCAUGCGUGGCUCUCGUGAUGCCCUCGAUGAUCUAGAGGCAAUUCCAGGACCGGGACCAGGACCAGGUCCCUCCAUGCUAUCCGGCCGUGCCGAAGAGCCAUCGCACAAGAGAGUGGCCUAUGGUCAUCGCAGUGGAAGUAACACCACCACCACCAGCACCAGUGGACACCAUAUCAACGGGCAUGGGCAUCCGGUCAAUGGACAUGGACCUGUCCUGGUGAAUGGACGCGGCAAGAGCUAUGAGCCAGCCCCUCCUCCACCGCUGCCGGCAUCAUCGGUGGGUCCACCCAUGGAGAGCAGCAGUAGUAGCUUGGGUCCUAAUUCGCGACCCACUGUCCCGCAGCGACGACGUGCCAUCGAGAAAAAGCUGGGCGAGCACAGCCACACAUCUCACGUCUCACAUAGCCACAGCCACAGUCAGGGUCAUCUGCCGAUGGUCAAGUCGCAGGCCCCGUUGCCGGGCCAAUUGAAUCAACUGGAGCCGCCGCCGGACUACUCACCACCUCCAAGGAGUCGCAGUCGCUCCUCCUCGCCCCAGGUGGACUAUCUAAUGACCAGGGAGAGAGAGGUGCCCUCUAGCACCAUGACCCUAAGCAGGAAGCAACAGCAACGGACCAGAUUUGCACCCACAUCCAGUUACCCGCCGGCAUCAGGAGCAGCCGGUGGUAAUCUACGAAUGCCAACGGGUGCCACCUCUGCCUCCACCUCGAAUCUAUCGGCCAUGAGUGCAGGCCCAGGAGGAGGCGGCGGUAGUACCUCCAAGUCAAGUCGCAUGGGUCGGGUUAUAGGCAACUCUCUAAGGAAGCUGGUCAGCAAGAUUCGAUCAGCCAGUGCCGAGCGCAAAUUCCGCAUGAAAUCAGCGGCCAGCAAGUCGCGUGAACAGUCUCCCAGUCCGGGCCAUGAAAUCCGAGGAGGAAUCGGUGGUCCACCGCCAGUGACUACCUAUCAGCAAUAUAAUGUCAUUGAUGGUCACAUAGGCCAUGGCCAUAGUCAUGAUUCCGAGGACUCUAAUAGUGAUAAUCAGCGGCGCAGAGAGCGCGAGAGAGAACGGGAAAGGGAGAGGGAACGGGAACGGGAUCGAGAUCGAGAAAGGGAUCCUUUGAAGCAGGAGACCCAGUCCCGGCAGAAUUUCAAGCGCGCCGAGUCUGCAGAUCCCCAGUUGCAGCACCUGGAGCAGGCUAUCAGUCCCAGACAGCGUUAUUAUCUGGGCGAGGAUCCUUAUUCCAGCACGCUCUAUGGCAAGGAGAAUCUCUACGAGCGACGUCCACGACAGCGGAAUGUCCCGGAGCGUCCAGAGGAGCGUAUGGAACGUCUAGAGCGACUGGAGCGGGAGGAUGACUACUACGAAUCGAGGGCUCCACCGCCGCCGGUAACAGCUGCUCAUACCCUGGGACGCUAUCAGAAGCAUGGUCAGCGUUUCAGCGGUUCCACACCCAAUCUCCACCAGCAGCAGCAGGACUAUCGAUCGGCCCAAACGUUGCCACGGAAGCUGCAUGAGCAGCGGACUCAGAGAUUUGGAAAUGCGCCACCGCCACCGGCAGCUCCACCACAGGGCAGAGCCAGCAGCUAUCUGGGACAACAGCAAUCGUCAAGAGGAAUGCCAAAUGCAAAUCAGAAUUCCAACCAGAUCCCCAAUCCAUCGCAGCCACAGCCCCUGGGACCGGCAAAGCCGGCUCGCACCUAUGCCAAGGUCCUAAAUCGCAGCAAGAGCUUCAAUGUCCAUGGCAUGAAUGGCAGCAAUGAUCCUAGUCCCAUCUACAUUGAGAAACUCACACGGAAUAAUUACCACCAGCAGCCCACCACCAGGCAGGAGCCAAGCUUUGGCUAUGGUCUGGGCCAGGGACCCAACUCCAAUUACAAAUCCAACCCACAUCUCUUUUCCGGCAAGGAUAACUCCCUUAAGAGCGGUCUCAAGAGUCCAUCGAUUGUUAAUCUGAUCAGUCGCAGCCAAAAGGAUCUGACCAAGAUAGCUGGAAAUGAGGAGGAUGAGUUGAGUUACCCAGGCCAGGGGCAGGACCAGGAUAAGAAGCAGCUGUAUCUACGGGGCUUACAUCAGCAGGCACCGGAUCUUUAUCGUGUGAUUCACGGCGACGAGGAAUAUGCUGCUGCUGCUCCUCCUCCUCCAGUACAGCAACGCAGCAAUGGCAAGUAUCCGCUGCAGACCAAGUACUCCCUCGACUCUCGAUCACCGCCAUCCGUGGAGCUCAACAAGGACACGGCCAGCAUUGUGCGACGCAGCAGUGAGGUGGAUCAUCAUCAUCAGCACCAGCAGCAUCAGCAGCUCCUCCAUGUCCAGAGCCAUCAAACGCAGAACAUGCGUCGCGGCUCUGGUGCCACCAUCAUUGAGCUGCGCACCGCCGCCGGUGGACAUCGGAAGUAAUUCUCAGCCAGAGAUCCCGCCAGAGAAACUCCUUCACAGUCGAACUUAUUUCUGUUUUUAAUUAAUGCAUUAUCUAUGUUUUUUACAAGAUCAACCUUCUGUAUAACUUUAGUUUUUAUACAAGUUUCUGUUAUGCCAACAACAGUCCUAUUUUUUCUCCUUUAAAUUUUGAUAGAAGGAGGAAUCCUGUGAAAUUAUAAAAACAAGUUCUUAUUUGACCUUUAAUUGAAAAACAACAAUACUUUUGAGAUCCCAGAAAUGUUUAAUAAGAACCAGAAACUCCUUUUAUUUUUUUUUUAACGAAUGCCUUAAAUUCCCUUAAAAUAUU